Messenger RNA from Lepus europaeus (European hare), 799 nucleotides. RefSeq names its product mitochondrial ribosomal protein L13 (gene MRPL13). Gene Ontology annotation, biological process: negative regulation of translation; translation. Gene Ontology annotation, cellular component: ribosome; mitochondrial large ribosomal subunit. Gene Ontology annotation, molecular function: structural constituent of ribosome; mRNA binding. The transcript is spliced from 7 exons. The record is from RefSeq and is a predicted model, not a curated record. Lineage: Eukaryota; Metazoa; Chordata; Mammalia; Lagomorpha; Leporidae. Bases 78 to 614 code for a protein of 178 amino acids.
CGCGUUUCCUACCGGAUCGGUAACGCUGUGUGACCCGGCUCCGCGCCCGGGUGAGAGGGUCUGCCCGUCCGGGAAACAUGGCGAGUUUCUCCAGGGCGCCCCAGCAAUGGGCCACUUUUGCUCGAGUGUGGUAUCUCUUAGAUGGGAAAAUGCAGCCCCCUGGUAAACUUGCUGCUGUGGCAUCAGUGAAACUUCAAGGAUUGCAUAAACCUAUAUACCAUCAACUGAGUGACUGUGGGGAUCAUGUUGUCAUAAUGAACACAAGACACAUUGCAUUUUCUGGAAACAAAUGGGAACAAAAAGUAUACUCCUCACAUACUGGUUACCCAGGCGGAUUUAGACAAGUAACAGCUGCUGAACUUCACCAGAAGGAUCCAGUGGCAAUUGUAAAAUUGGCUAUUUAUGGCAUGCUGCCCAAAAACCUUCACAGAAGAACAAUGAUGCAACGGCUACACCUUUUUCCAGAUGAGAAUAUUCCAGAAGAUAUCCUUAAGAAUUUAGUGGAAGAGAUUCCUCAACCACGAAAGGUACCUAAACGUCUCGAUGAGUACACACAAGAAGAAGUAGAAGCUUUCCCAAGGAUAUGGUCUCCACCUGAAGAUUAUCGGUUGUAGCAGACUGAAAAUUGAAGAAAGAAUCAGUCAAUUGAAACUGCUUUGUGAUGUGUUUCUGUAACCUACAGGACAGAAUGAAACAACUCCAUUUCAGCAUCCAUUGCACCUGCUAAAUGCUCAGGAGGAAAGGUCAGGGAGGGAUAUUCCUUCAAAAGGAAUUUGCAAUAAAAAAAAACAUUGCUUGA